AGUACUCUGAAAAAAAUGUUUUGCGGAGGCUGCAUAUUCUCAUCCUGCUUUGUGGAUUGUUGUAGGAGCCAAGUUAAAAGGAUUAGCAGGACGCAUUGAAUUUGAGAAUGUUAGUUUCUACUAUGCUUCAAGAAUGGAGAUGCCAGUGCUUCAACAUAUUAACUUCGUGGUGCAUCCGGGUGAAGUAGUAGCACUUGUUGGUCUAAGCGGUAGUGGGAAAAGCACUCUGGUGAACCUGCUCCUUCGGCUUUAUGAGCCGAUAAGUGGGCAGAUAUCUAUUGAUGGCUACCCACUUCGAGAUUUGGACAUCAAGUGGUUGAGGGAAAGAAUUGGAUAUGUGGGACAGGAGCCUAGACUUUUCCGCAUGGAUAUCAGCUCAAACAUAAGAUACGGCUGUAGUAGAGAUGUCAAUCAACAAGACGUAGAAUGGGCUGCUAGGGAGGCUGCUGCCCAUGACUUUAUUUCAUCUCUACCCAAUGGCUACCACACAGUUGUUGAUGAUGAUUUGCUCAGUGGAGGCCAGAAGCAGCGAAUCGCAAUUGCUAGAGCCAUUCUUAGGGAUCCAGAUAUCUUAUUGCUUGAUGAAGCCACUAGUGCUCUAGAUGCAGAGAGUGAACACAACGUAAAGGGUGUGCUUCGUUCUGUCAGAAGAGAACUGAACUCAAAGAGAACUGUCAUAGUAAUUGCACACAGGCUUUCGACAAUCCAAGCUGCUGACAGGAUAGUUGUGAUGGAAAGUGGAAAAGUUGUUGAGAUGGGUGGCCACAAAGAGCUUCUCCUCAAGGAUGGCUUGUAUGCUCGAUUAACAAGAAGACAGGCUGAUGCUGUGGCAUGAACUCUUGUUAACUGACAUAAAUGUUCUGGCGGAUUCUUUGACCAAGUUCGUUCCUGAUUGGACGCUGCAGAUAGGUUGGUGUUUUUUCUUUUCGAGCAAUUUUAGCAAUGUCUAUGCACCAGAUUAGGUAUAGGCUUCAGAAUGAAGAAGGCAAUACAAGAUUAGUUGCAGACAUUGCAGUUCGACCAUCUCAGGUUUUCUCGUGAGAAGGUUGGCUUCAAAGAUUCUGCUGCAUCACCGGCCAAAGCUGUAACCAUUGAGUUUUGACAGCGAUUGAUGCAUAACUGGUUCAAGGGGUGGGAGUAAAUAUAUAACCUGUAUAGAUAGCAGAUAUGUUUAUCGACAAAGAGCAGGUACUGUUGUUACAAAGUUACAGAAAAAACCCAUCAAUAAACCAAGGCCCAUUGUGUGAGGCUCGGCUCAUAUUUUCUUCUUUUAGGAAUUCAACUAUAUAGAUAUCCUCACCAAGACCAAUAAUGGAAAACCCUCGGUUGGCUUCCAUAACUGAAGAAUCUUUUGUUUGAAAUAUUGUUUUGCUAUUCUCUUUCCGAAUAAUUUGUUGAUUACUGAUAAUUUCCAUGGUUGAUA
Molecule: messenger RNA, 1423 nt
Organism: Nicotiana tabacum (common tobacco)
Lineage: Eukaryota; Viridiplantae; Streptophyta; Magnoliopsida; Solanales; Solanaceae
Source: RefSeq, a predicted model, not a curated record